GGAGCGGAGCGGGAUAAGCGGGAGAGCCGGGAGAGCCGGGGCUGCGGGCCCGAGGGGCUGCGGACCCCGCGCCCCCGCAGGCCCGUGCUCCACCCCCGGGGCUGUGAGAGGCGCGGGGCCCUCAGGACCCCGGUGCGCGGCUUCGGGGGUCUCGGUUCCGGGGCGGUGGAGCAGUUGCCACCCGCCGGCCCCGGCCCGGCCCUGAGCGCCAAGGCCGCUGUCCUGAGCUCGCGGCGUGCCCGCCUCCCGGGUGCGGUGCCAAAGGCCGGCCCCGCUCCGCUCCGCUCGGCCAUGGCCGGCGCGGGGCCCCGAGCCGCGCUCGGUCUGCGGCGGUGGCUGUCCUCGGCUGCCCCGGCGCCUCGGCUCUGCGUGGUGGGCAGCGGCCCCGCCGGCUUCUACACGGCUCAGCACAUCCUCAAGGUACCGCGCCGGGACCUGCCCUCCGAGGGAGCCAUCUCUGCCCUGCCUGGCCCGCAGCAGCACCACGGCGGGGCCCUGGUGGACAUCUACGAGAAGCUGCCCGUUCCCUUCGGGCUCGUCCGUUUUGGAGUGGCCCCAGACCACCCUGAGGUGAAGAACGUGACCAACGCCUUCACGCAGACGGCGCGCUCGGAGCGCUGCGCCUUCUACGGGAACGUCACCGUGGGCCGGGACGUGACCCUGCCGGAGCUGCAGCAGGCCUACCACGCCGUGGUGCUGAGUUAUGGUGCUGAAGACAACCGGGUCCUGGGGAUCCCAGGGGAGAACCUCCCUGGUGUUUACUCAGCCCGAGCCUUCGUGGGCUGGUACAACGGGCUGCCUGAGAACCAGGAUCUGAAGCCUGACCUGAGCUGUGAGACAGCGCUGAUUCUGGGUCAUGGCAACGUGGCACUGGACAUUGCCCGCAUCCUGCUGUCCCCACUGCAGCUCCUCAGGAAGACAGACAUCACUGACAGCUCCCUGGCAGCUCUUGCCUGCAGCAAGGUGAAGCGUGUCUGGCUGGUUGGGAGGAGGGGACCUCUCCAAGUUGCUUUCACCAUCAAGGAGCUGCGGGAGAUGAUAAACCUGCCUGGUACCAGAGCUGUCCUGGACCCUGCCAACUUCACAGGCCUCGAAAGUGCUGUCAGAGAUGCUCCCAGGCCCAGGAAGCGACUGACUGAGCUGAUGAUCAAAACAGCCCUGGAGCAGCCAGUGGAGAUGCAGGCAGCAGGGGCAGCAGCCCCCAGGGAGUGGGGGCUGAAGUUCCAGCGCUGCCCCCAGGAAGUGCUGCCCAGUGCUGAUGGGAGGAGGGCGAGGGGCGUCCGCAUGGCCCUGACCCGCCUGGAGGGCUCGGGUGACUCUGCCAAAGCCAUUCCCACUGGAGAUGUGGAGGAUCUGGAGUGUGGGCUGGUGCUCAGCAGCAUUGGCUACCGGAGCCUGCCGCUGGACCCGGCCGUGCCCUUCGACAGCCAGCGCGGGGUCAUCCCCAACAGCUCGGGCAGGGUGCAGGGUGUCCCAGGUCUGUACUGCAGCGGGUGGGUGAAGAGAGGACCCACAGGCGUGAUCAUCACCACCAUGAACGACAGCUUUGACACUGCCCAGUCUCUGCUGGAGGAUCUCCAGGGGGGUGUGCUGGAUAUAUCCCCCUCCAGAGAAGGCUUUGGGCUUGUGGAGAGCAUCCUGCGCAGCCGAGGGGUCCGUCCUGUUUCCUUCUCGGACUGGGAGAAGAUUGAUGCCGCUGAAGUGGCAAGAGGCAAAGCUGCUGGCAAACCGCGGGAGAAGAUCGUGGAUCCUGCGGAGAUGCUGCGGAUCAUCGGUCACUAGAGCAGCAGUGGUGGGACCGUGGCACUGCCCCAGUGGUGCCAUCCUGGGGCAGCACUAGAGGGUCAUGAGCAGAGCCUGGGAGCACAGGGCUUGUGUCUGGGGCUGGUGCUGGCUCUGGAGGGGUGUGUGACACUGGAGCCUCUCUGGUAACCAUGAACUCUGGGUUCCCAAAGUCUCAAGACCUGAGGCUGUUGGCUGGCCCCACAUCCCUGCAGCCAGCUACCGUUUCCAGGGGUGAUUCUUGUCUGUCUUUGAAGCAUUGAUGAAUCAUGCAGUGCAGGUGAAGGGAGGUGUGUGUUCACCUGGGAGACUCCUGGCCAGCCACUCUCUCACAGCAAGUCACAUGGAGAAGUUUCCCUGUGUCUUGCUGCCUCCCCUUGAAGCCACAAGCCAAAUGGGUUUGUUGCCUUGUCGUUCAUGCCAGAGCAGGCAUCUUUUAAUAAUGACUUUUUUUUUUAAAAAAAAAAACCCUUCCAGGGAAGCCAAAAUG
This is a messenger RNA of Onychostruthus taczanowskii (white-rumped snowfinch), 2272 nucleotides long. It is a transcript of the gene FDXR, whose product is annotated as ferredoxin reductase. The transcript is spliced from 12 exons. Bases 292 to 1782 code for a protein of 496 amino acids. Lineage: Eukaryota; Metazoa; Chordata; Aves; Passeriformes; Passeridae. The record is from RefSeq and is a predicted model, not a curated record. Gene Ontology annotation, cellular component: mitochondrion. Gene Ontology annotation, biological process: ubiquinone biosynthetic process.